AUGGAUUUUGACCACGAGACGCAAGCCGCAUCCUCCCAGCGUAUGUACACUGCGCGAGCCGACAACUACGAGAACUCGUUCCACCCGGACUACACCAAGCGCUUCAUGGCCGUAGCUGACGUCCAGCCUGGCGAGCGCGUUCUCAUCCUGGCCUGCGGCACCGGGCUGGAGGUCUUGAUCGCCGCCGAGCAAAUGGGCGACAGGGGCGACAUCGUCGGCGUCGACAUCACCGACGCCAUGCUCGCCAAGGCGAGAGAGAAGCAGGAGCGCCUCAAGCCCCGCGCGAGCAUCCGCCUGUACAACCACGACGUGACGAAGCUGGAGACGCUGCCGGAGCUCGACGGGCAGGCCUUUGACGUGAUCCUCUGCUCCAGCGCGUUUGUCCUCUUCGACGAUCCGGACGAGGUUGUCAAGUCGUGGCGCAAGUACCUCAAGCCGGAGGGCAGACUGGUUGUCGACAUCACGCACGAGAACAACCUCAAAAUCGGGCUGCUGCUGGAGCGCGCGGCGAGGCGGCUGGGCACGCGGUUCCCGAGCAACAGGUCCUGGAUCACGGACCGGAACUCGUUCACAAAGAUCCUGGAGGGGGCGGGGUACGCCGUGGAGAGGAUCGAGCUGAUGGACAAGCUGUCCGGCCAGGGCGACACGACGUAUGGCAUGGACCAGGUCGACGAGCAGUUCGACUGGAUCACGGGCACCUCGUUGACCAUCAAGCUCGCGACGGAGGAGUUCAAGAGGAAGACGAGGGCCCUGUUCCGCGAGGAGUGGGAGAAGGACGCGGUCGACGGCGAGAUUGUCAACGUGGAUGCCCCUCGCCUUGCCGCUGCCCUUCAGCUGGGGCUUCACCGGGAUCUUGGGAUGGUCGCCCUCCAAGGGCAGCCCGGUGAUCUUCUCCAGCUCCUCGACGGCCUCGUACGCCCGCCCCAGAUGGACCUUGAUCGUCCCGAAACCCUGCUUCCUUGCUUCCUUCAGGUUCUCACCAAUGUCGUCGAGGAACACAACGUCGCUCGCCUUGAUGCCCUCGACCCACCCCAACGCCUGGCCCCUUUCGGAGCUCGCGUUCUUGGCGGCGUACUCGUUGAGCAUCUUGAGAGCGAGCUGGUACAUCCUCGGGUCCGGCUUCCUCAGCCCGACGUGCGCCGACGAGAUGAAGACGUCAAACAGGCCGCGCACGGGGUCGUCCAAGAAAUCCCUCUUCCACAGCCGGUGGCCCUCGGGGAAGACGACGGUGUUACUCAGCGCCGCGAGGAUAUACUUGCCGCUUUGCUUGAGCUUCUUCAGCGCGGGGAACAUCCACGGGUCCGGCGGGAUGGAGUUGGUCAUCAUGGCGUUGAAGAGGUACUCCCCGUCGAUGGCGGGGAGGGGCGGGACCUGCUCAGGCAGGGACGGGUUCUUGGCCCGCUGGGCGGCGUAGAAGGCCUCCCACCGUCCCUGGUCGUGGAGGUCCGCGUUGAAGCCCGCAAAGAAGGCCUUGUCCAUAGGGAUCGAGCCCGUCUCGAGGCGGUGCCAGAAGCCCGUGGGACUGGUCUUGGAGAUGGAGUAGUUGACCCAUCCCGGCGGAAUGCCGAGACUGAGCUCGUAGUCGAGUAUGGAUUGAAAAGGCGAGACGACCUGGGAAAGUCAGAGGAUAAUUGA
Molecule: messenger RNA, 1635 nt
Organism: Colletotrichum spaethianum
Lineage: Eukaryota; Fungi; Ascomycota; Sordariomycetes; Glomerellales; Glomerellaceae
Product: arsenite methyltransferase
Exons: 2
Coding region: 1-1635 (544 amino acids)
Source: RefSeq, a predicted model, not a curated record